Molecule: messenger RNA, 6874 nt
Organism: Sabethes cyaneus
Lineage: Eukaryota; Metazoa; Arthropoda; Insecta; Diptera; Culicidae
Gene: ex
Product: protein expanded
Exons: 6
Coding region: 1060-5283 (1407 amino acids)
Biological process (GO): positive regulation of hippo signaling
Cellular component (GO): cytoplasmic side of apical plasma membrane; cytoskeleton
Source: RefSeq, a predicted model, not a curated record
GUGAUUUUGUGUGUUUCAAUGGUGGCUCCUCCACCCCUUUACUGUUAGUGUUAUUUUUCGGAGAGCUUCUGGAAAAACUGCUAUACCACAGUGAGGAACUUGUGAGUGAGAGGCAGGAGUAAAGCUAUUUUGCCUAGUUCUCCCUUCUCAAGGUGCAACGAAUGUGACUUGCAAUUGCAGUGCAAUCACGUUGCAUUAUUUUGUCUAGCGAAGCGCGAUUUUUUGAAGCCCAGAGUGUAGCACCGCUGACUAGAUGGGACAGUUUUGGAGCUGACUUGCCUGGUGUUGAAAAGCAAAUUCAAACCUCGUUCAGUGUGUGAAACCCUUGCCCCGAGUGAAAUGUCCAAAUGUUGCGACGGAAUUUCACCAAUCGAAUUCAAUAGUGUGAAAUGUAUAACAAUACGUGGAUAUAAAUAUUUAUAGAUAUCAAAGCGAAACAGAAGAAAUUUGUAUGUUUGUUUUCGGAUCGUAAAUUCGAAUCCAGUGUAUAUAUUUAAAAACAAGUUAACGGAAGAGGAAGGAGUCACGAAAUAUAAGAUUAGUUUACAAUGAAAUGCUUCAAGUGACCUUAGUUACAACAGAGUUUUGAAGCAAAAAAACAAGCGACCAGAGAGAAAGAGUGCAAUGAAAAAAGGUAUUAAUAUUAUAUGUAGUAAUGAAACAUGCUACUAACCAGGCGAUAAGUUGCAGUUGAUUGAAUGAAACAUGUGAAAACAUCAAAGCUCAGUGCAAGUAUACACACAGUUUAGUGCCGUUCACACUGAGCGUGGAAUAGUUACAAAAGUAGGAAAGACGAAGACCAUAAAAUUGUUUCCUUAAUCUGACAACAUAGUUUAUACGAAACAACAAUUACGUUAAAACUAACCAUCAAUACUAAAGUGCGCGUAAAUAGAAAAAAAAUCGCUCGAGUGUAAAUAGAACUUAGAUGCAAUUCCGACUAUCUCAAACUUUGUGGAUUAUAUUGAAAAUAAAAACUGAUUUUUCGCAUGUGAAAGUUACACCGCUCCAACACCAUGGAAAUUUUUCGUAGAAGUUAGUUGCAGCUGGUAACGAUGCAGCAUGCGAGCUUUUUGCACUGUAAGCGCACCCUUAGAGGUUUGCGCACCACCGUCCCGCCCUCUACCUCCGGGCACAAGAUUUCUAGCUUUAAAACUAUUAGGAACGCCACAACCACGCACACUCUACUUCCUAGUCGAAGCAAAAAGUCGCGUCCGCGAAGUAUACGCACAAACAUGCCAUCACUUUUCCAAGCAGGGAAUGCUGGACACCGAACUGUUCGGACUAGCCGUGCUGAUAGAUGGCGAGUAUCUGUUUGCCGAUCCCGAAAGCAAACUAUCCAAGUACGGUCCGAAAAGUUGGCGAUCUUCGCACACACACGGCCUCGACGCAAACGGGAAGCCUCUCCUGGAGCUACACUUCCGCGUGCAGUUCUACAUCGAGAGCCCGUUAAUGCUGAGAGAUGAAGUAUCGCGCCAUAAUUACUACCUGCAGCUCAAGUACAACGCCGUUAAUCGGGAUCUACCGAAAGAAUGCUCGGAGCAAUCGUUGCUUCUGCUCGGUGGUCUAUCGUUGCAGGCUGACCUCGGAGACUGUCAAGAUGAGAACGGCAGCCAGAUCUGUGGCAGUAGUAGCACAGCCAGUGCAACCAGCAACGGUGGCAACACCACUGGUGGGAGCACUAGCACAAAUAAUACCAUUAGCAACAGCGUGACCAUCAAUAACAACAACAGUAGUAGCAGUAGCAGCAGCAGCAACGGCGGCAGCGGUAGCAACAGUAGCAACAGUAGCAGUUGCAACAUCAGCAACUCCAAUUCUGGUAGCGGGGAAUAUUUCCGACCAGAAGAAUACAUUAACCCGGCGCUUCGUACAGCUUGGGGCAUCUCAGCUCUUACUUCUUGCCAUCGUGAAAACCGUGGAAUGUCUCGGGCUGAUGCUGAAACGCACUACAUCCGUGAGGCGUGCCAUCUUAACGAAGUCAUCAACGCUCACGUGUUCCAUAUGAAACUGUCGAAAAAUGAAGUUGGUAUGGGUUCGGUAUUGCUCAGCAUCUACGCGAAGGGAAUACGGAUCGCUGUUGAGAACUCGACGACGACCACCUUCAACUGGCCUAGCAUUGGGAAGCUGAGCUUCGAUCGGAAAAAGUUCGAAAUCCGAUCCGGAGAUAGCAAGAUAACACUGUACUCGGUCAAUGACGACAAAAACAAAAUGAUAUUAGCUUUGUGCAGGGAAACGCAUCAAUUUUCUAUGAAAAUUGCCCCACGACUUACAGAAGCGAUCAAACGAGAGGAGGAGGAAAGUAGCUGUAUUCACGGGUAUCCUUAUCUCUACUCACGUGCGCUGAAUCUCCCGUAUAAAAGCAAAAGCGAUCAGCGAAUUUCGGUCAUUUCGAGUACCAGUUCCAACACAACCUCCGGGAUUGUGAGCGAUCGAGUUCAUUCCGAGGAUGAACUGGAAAUCAUUAUCAAUACACCACCCUCGGCAACCAUAGCAGCUCCAUCGACGGAGAGUCUUGCGCUUGCACAUCUGCUGGACUGUCCUAGUGUAAGCCGACAAACCUCCUCGGUGGGUCAAGUGUCGAUAAAAGACCUCGAAGGUACCCUAGCUGCUCUGUCUGUACGUUCCAAUGCCACUAUUCGUUCAGCGAGUAGUGACAGUACGGAAGCAAAGGAAAGAUCCGUCAAGGAUUGCGAGUCGUCGCCCUCUUCGCAGCACAACAUAGGGUCACAAUGUUCGUCAACGUGCAGUACCGUCGUUGUGGCCAACGAUUGCAUAAGCUUACCUCAAACUAAUGUCAACGGCACAAUUGAACGACGUCAAACGUCCACCUGCAGCAGUCUCGAGCUCGGUUAUAGUCACACUGCUCAAAAUAGCACCCUGAGUGUAGCGACCAGCACCUGUCUGGACCAUGACAUUAACGAGGAGGAAGAGGAAACCAAUUCCGGUGUGUACACCCUAACUCACGCACCACCAACGGAAACUAGUGGAGUUUAUACGAUGAACAGCAGUGAGAUGACAGGGCAAUCGUCAGAAAUCGCCGAAUCGGAGUCUCACGAGAGUUCACACUAUGGAAGCUUUCAGCCUUGUCAGAGCGAAAUGGCAGAACCUCUUGAGCCGGUAGAUUCCGUGGACGGUGAUUUCCGACCUCGUCUGGACAGUAAUAUGAACGAAUUCCGUUUACGGUCGGAUUCUAACAUCUCGGCUGCAGGGUCGUUUCGAGGUGAUGGUAGUGAUCCAACGGAUAACAAACAUUCUUUACUCAGCGCCGAAGAAUUGACGGAUCUGAUUGUUGGACGCGGAACUUACCCUACAAGAAAAACAGUAAGCCACACGCUCGAUUCGGAUUGCGACUACGUAACGUUGCCACUACCAUUAGAGGGGGAAAGCUAUCUACAGGGUAGUGAAGAUACGGCCCCUACAGAAGACGAGUAUGACGACGAUGUUCUACCUCCUGCUCCUCCCAAACGGAUUGACAGCAACAUGCCAACACAACGGCAAUCCCUUUUGAAUUUGGCUUGCGCGAACGAUUCUCCUCCUCCUCCACCGCCAUACAACGCUCACCAUGAAACAACGGGACUUCGUGGGCCUGACAUUCGAUCUGACGAAGCACCCGUAAUUCCUCUACGGGAUCCACCUCCCUACCCGCAAAAACCAACCAGUAUGGUACGGGAAAGGCCAGUGCCGGUUCCAAUCAUGCCAACAUCUAGCAAAACCUGUCUCCCAGCACCACCAGUCUCGGAAGAAGUGCCGGCCCGGUUCAUCACGACAAGGCCUCAAAUCAACAUCCUGAAAGCUCAUACCAGCAUUGUAGGGGAAACGCCAAAGCCUAGCUUCGCAGCGCCCACAGUCAACAAUAUUAGUAACCUUUCACAGUCACCAAUACCUGCAGUAGUGGCCGCUGCUUCGUCGACGGCCAGCGCAAUCGGUAUUCCGGUUGUACCGUAUCAUAAAAGCAUUACCUCGCCUCCGCCACCAUAUCCGGAAAUGCCAAAACCACCUCAUCGGACCUGCGUCUUACUUCCUGUAAUCAAACCCCGACAGUACCACCCACCACCUCCGCCGACUAUACCACGACAACCACCACCACCCCCACCAACACACGCCCUGGCAACAGUCUACACGGGUCAGCUGGCGCGAUCGCAGAUCGAACUUUACCAGCAACAACUCUACAGCGAUGUAGACUAUGUAAUAUAUCCCAUCCAAGAUCCUUCCAUUAGUCAGCAGGAGUAUCUGGAUGCAAAGCAAGGUUCGAUUCUGGCUGCGAUGGCUCAAAGCCCACCUCCUCCUCCAUACCUAGCCUAUCACACUGUACGAGCACACAACCGCAGCUGGGAUGCCUGUAAAAACCAUGCUAUCUAUCGCAGUACACCCUACCUGUCGAUGGCCCUAUCCUCCAACUCCCGUUAUGCUUCAACGCAAAACCUCUCGGAUACGUACGUACAAUUACCGGGAGCCUAUUCGCCGUUGUACAGCCCCUCGGUUGCCAGUUUGUGCUCUUCGUACGAACCUCCACCACCUCCCCCGCUAAGACCGCGGCCCAUUUCGAGUAGCUCAUCCUCCAUGUUCAUCCGUUCACGAUCCGACGACAACAUCCUCAACUCAGUAGAAAGUACACCGAAAAUUCGUCGACUCCCGCCGCCUCCUCCACCACCGUACGAAACCCGCAAAGCCAUCCGUAAACCACCGAUUCCGCUUCCGAUGGCCGAGAAGCAAACACCACCCGCCGCAGCCUCCGCUAAAGUGACAUCACCAGUCGAAAAUCCCCCAGAAGUACCCGCGAAACCCAUGCCCACGAAGCCAACCGGUCCGAGCGCCAAGCUGCAAGCACAGAUCAGGAAACAGUAUCCUGAUUUCGACUUUAGCACCCUCAGCACAAACACUUCCAUCGACAUCAAAACCCUUCGGGAAAAAAGCAAAAAUUUGGAUCUCCCCCUUAUAUCCGCCCUGAUGCACGACCGCUCGCUGCUCAAGCAAACGCGUGCCUUCGUUAUGCCCAAACAUCCCAGCAAAGUUGCUAGUAACGUCAAUUCCCCUAGCAACCCGAUCACGCCCGCCAGCCCCAACCAGCAGAGUCUGCUGGUUGCCCACAAGUCCAAAUAUCCGGUGUCCGGUCUCAGCACCACCCAGCUCGCCAAACCACGCAAAUCGUCGGCCGUUAGCCAUCGGCAUCCAAAUGACAAAUUACCUCCGCUACCUGGUCAGACAGCAACCGAGGGUAAUAACUACGUUAUGGACCCGACACCGGCCAAACAGAAGAGCUACAGCUCUUCGCAACCCAGUGCCUGAUCCUGGUCGGUUGACAUAUGCUAUUGACAUUAUUGUCAGCGCCACCAGAUUGGAACAAUCCACGGAAAAUGAUAGACUUUCACGAUCGGAAACACAUUGUGUCAUGCUAAAGCUAAGCUAAAUAGAGUUUUUUUGUCAUUUUAGUUGCAUUUUAAUAAAAUGGACCAUAACAAUUUUUGUUUGCUAGUAAGAAAUCGACAACCUUCAUGAAGGUUUUUGCCCAACCCCCAAACAAUGUCAUAAUAGUGACUAUCGUCGUCAGACAUAACCUCCAAGAAAAAAAAAACACAUUUGCAACGUUCCAACCCACACGUUCCCACAUGUUUUGUAAAUUCCCCCGAAGCUCUACGAUCAGAUAAAGCGAUCGAUAAAACAACAGCAAUUUUGGAUUUAGAUAGAAAACAGUGUCGUACUGCAGAGUAGUCAUAAAUCAAAAUAUUUUCUUUUAGAGGAAAUUACUCAGGAUUCUUAUUAACAAAAAAAAAACAAGUUCUUUUAGGCAAAAUUAGUUCUGUUGUAUUUUGAUAGUUAUAAAGAAAAAUCUAAAUAAUGUAAAUAGGACUUCGAGGAGAUAUGAAAUGAAACGCAGCACAUUCAAACAUAAGAAAUUAUCUUUCGGGUUGAAGUUCUUUCCUAAACUGUUUUUUUUUGGCAUGAUUAGAAAAUCACGGGUGUUGAUCCUGCAAGGCAUCAACCCACAAUAUCCAUGCAAGUCGUGCCAAAUUUACUCGCUAAGUAGUUCGCAAAAGAAAAAAAAGAGAAAAAAAUCAUACAUUCUUGAACAGCUAGUAUAGAUAGAGUAUAUAGAAUGCCACACAAGGAGGACAAGACUAAUGACUAGAAUAAAAACAAGAAGUAAAGUAAAAGCAAUAAAACUUUCUUUUCGAAAUGUUUACAAACAAUCUGUAUAGAUAAGUAUUCGUCGGUCGCGAUGAUGAGAGAAAGACCCCUGCUUGUUUUUUUUCGAGAGUAAAGUAAAGUAAAGCAAAAAAUCUGAACACAAAAAAUGGAAUUCUACACUCAAAGUGAGUCGCCAUAUUUAUUUAAUACCCGAACGGAACAGAAUGGAAACGAAAAACAUGAGUGCAUGUGUGAUAGGAAACAUUUUAUGCAGUUUGGAAAUGAAUUGAACACACAAAAAACACCACACAGACACAGGGGCAAGUAAAUGAUAAUGGUACGUUUUUGCUCAAAUUACCUACUGUAGGAAUAUUGGUAUAUAAGUAAUUGAGGUGCACAAGCGCAUUGGUUUAGGAUAGUGUUGAAUUUUAUUUAAACCGAUAUUUUAUUUUUAUUUUUUUCUUUGUUUGGAGAGCGAAGCGAUGAUGGUAUCAAUCAAACGUAGGGAAACUACUGACAAAAAAACACGAGUACGAACUGUUGUAGGGACUAGUAAAGUAAUCGUUAUGUUUUUCCUAUAGAUAUUUUUAAUAGAUUUUUAUUAACAUUCUCUCUGCUCUAUACAACACAGCUAUGGUUGAUAUAUGUACAGAACAAUUUAGGGUGUAAAGUAAAGCUACUUGUAGGUUAGUUAUUAUUUGAAUUUUCUUCUUUAUAAGAAAAAAUCCACAAAAUAAAAUCAAAACUGAAU